AUGGUGGGGACGCUCAAAAGUACUGGCUGUGAAACCUGUCGGAAACGCAAGAAGAAGUGCGGUGAAGAGCUCCCUUCGUGCUCAGCAUGCAUCAGAGCAGGCUGGAAAUGCCCAGGGUAUGCUAAAAGAUGGAAGUUUGUCGAUGAGAGUGGACCGCUCGCGUUGCUCUAUCGCAACAAGAAGUACAUCUUCGAAGACGUUGACCAUCCCGAACCGACUGGCGACGAAGGCUCUGCAUUUCGAGGUAUUCUCAUAAAAAAGGCGCGCUUUCCUCUCUUCUCGAGUACAUCGACCACCGUCGAGUGGCCUCUGGUCUCACCAAGCGACCAACUGUGUUCCACUCUGUGCUACAUACUAGAUGAGCCUCAGAGCAGGUACACCUUUCCCAUAAAAUCUCAUGGACGAUUUUAUGCUAUGAUUCCCGUCCGGCUAGGUCGCAAUAUUGCACUGGACGACGCGGUCUCAUGUCUGUGCAGCAUCUACGUGGACUCUCUAAGAUCAACCCAAGCUCCGUCGAAGGAGUGCCUUCGGCUCUACGGCCGAUGUUUGCGUUCUCUUCGAAAAUCGCUGGACGUGCAGCACACUCGCGCAGAGGCUGAAACAAUAUGUGCGUCUAUUAUCAUGCAAGCAUGCGAGUUGGCCCUGAACAACGAAGGUGGGCGAUGGAGUCAACUGUGUAUGGGAACGAAACUUCUCAUUGAAGAACACGGUCCUGAGAGGUUUACAAAGCCCUUCGAGCGGGCCAUGCUCGAGUCGCAGCGAGCCUGGUUUAUUCUUCAAGACGCAAGCAUCGGACAAGAAUGCUUUCUGUCACGGCAGGAGUGGCGUCGAUUGUUGAAGAGCUCCACCACUACCACAGCGGCUGAGGAGCAUGCUAGUAUCGCACUUCGAUCCGAGCUUUGCGACUUCCUUGUCGACGUGCCGGGCCUAAUGCGACAAGCCUCCAGCACCGCAGAUCAGCUUUUGAACGGAGAAUUUGACUCAGCUGGAAUCACAGGGCGGCGCCAGAACGCAAUCUUUCACAUAUCGUCACUAAAACAUGCCUUCGAAUGCUGCACUCCACUGGAUGACCUUCUACUUGCUAUCGUUGACUGCGUGUCUAACUCCAUCAUGAUGAAGCUAGAUAUCUUGUGUUUCAGCGUCGGCGCGGACUAUAAUGGCUUCAAAGUUGACAAUCUUGACUAUCAAAAGGCACAGGCGAGACGCAAAUUGAUGAUGUAUCAGUCAUUACAAUUUGUUCGAGCAAAAUCUCUGAUCGCGGCCAAACCUCUGGAAUUUGGGUUGCGACAGCUGUGGCUCGACGCCGGAUUCGAACAGAGCACAAGACAAAAGGAUGAGAAAGAUUCUUGA
Molecule: messenger RNA, 1350 nt
Organism: Fonsecaea erecta
Lineage: Eukaryota; Fungi; Ascomycota; Eurotiomycetes; Chaetothyriales; Herpotrichiellaceae
Exons: 5
Coding region: 1-1350 (449 amino acids)
Biological process (GO): regulation of DNA-templated transcription
Molecular function (GO): DNA-binding transcription factor activity, RNA polymerase II-specific; zinc ion binding
Source: RefSeq, a predicted model, not a curated record